ACUUCUGGGACCGGGAGGCCCCAGCUCCAAGCAGACCAGACCUCCUGACUGCAUCCUGAACAGCAGCGAGAAGGAAGCCCUGAGCAGGAAGUGCUGAGGCACUGGGUGAGGGCGGGGGCUUCGAGGAGGGGAGCCGGCCUCCCAGGGCAGGAGCAGUAACCACAGCCCCCCACUGCAGGCAGGCAGGAGGAGGCUGAUUUAAAAGGCAGCGGGCCCUCUGUCCGAAGCACUCAGCUCUGCACCCAGCCACUGCCACCGUGGGCUGCAGGAGCACCCAGACUUCCGGACCAGCUCCGGGCGGGUGCCAUGUGAGCCCAGCUAGGCUCUCCUCCUGCCCGCCCUCCUGCUGCCGGCCUCUGCCUUGUCCAGCUUCUCCAAAGAGGAACCCUUGGCACCAUGUCUCUGCUCAACCCUGUCCUGCUGCCCCCGCAAGUGAAGGCCUAUCUGAGCCACGGGGAGCGCUUCAUCAAAUGGGACGACGAAACAACACUAGCCUCCCCGGUCAUCCUCCGUGUGGACCCCAAGGGCUACUACUUGUACUGGACGUAUCAGAGUAAGGAGAUGGAGUUUCUGGAUAUCACCAGCAUCCGGGACACCCGCUUUGGGAAGUUUGCCAAGAUUCCCAAGAGCCAGAAGCUCCGGGAGGUCUUCAACCUGGACUUUCCUGACAACAACUUCCUGCUGAAGACACUCACUGUGGUGUCUGGCCCGGACAUGGUGGACCUCACCUUCCACAACUUCGUCUCCUACAAGGAGAACGUGGGCAAGGACUGGGCUGAGGAUAUACUGGCGCUGGUGAAGCACCCGCUGACAUCCAACGCCCCCCGCACCACCUUCCUGGACAAGAUCCUGGUGAAGCUCAAGAUGCAGCUCAACCCUGAAGGGAAGAUUCCUGUGAAGAAUUUUUUCCAGAUGUUUCCUGCUGACCGAAAGCGGGUAGAAGCUGCCCUAAGUGCCUGCCACCUCCCCAAAGGCAAAAAUGACUCCAUCAAUCCUGAGGACUUCCCACAAUCUGUCUACAAGAGUUUCCUCAUGAACCUCUGCCCUCGGCCGGAAAUCGACGAGAUCUUCACUUCCCACCAUGCCAAGGCCAAACCCUACAUGACCAAGGAGCACUUGACCAAAUUCAUCAACCAGAAACAGAGGGACCCUCGCCUCAACACAUUACUGUUCCCGCCAGCGCGGCCUGACCAGGUGCAGGGCCUCAUCGACAAGUAUGAGCCCAGUGGCAUCAACGUGCAGAGGGGCCAGCUGUCACCCCAGGGCAUGGUGUGGUUUCUCUGUGGGCCCGAGAACAGCGUGCUGGUGCAGGACAAGCUGCUGGUUCACCAGGACAUGACCCAGCCACUCAAUCAUUACUUUAUCAACUCCUCGCACAACACCUACCUGACAGCCGGCCAGUUCUCGGGCCUCUCCUCUGCGGAGAUGUACCGCCAGGUACUGCUGGCGGGCUGCCGCUGUGUGGAGCUGGACUGCUGGAAGGGGAAGCUCCCCGAUGAGGAGCCCAUUAUCACCCAUGGCUUCACCAUGACCACAGACAUCUACUUCAAGGAAGCAAUUGAAGCGAUUGCAGAAAGUGCCUUUAAGACCUCCCCCUAUCCUGUUAUACUGUCAUUUGAAAACCACGUGGACUCGCCCCGCCAACAGGCCAAGAUGGCUGAGUACUGCCGGGCGAUGUUUGGUGACAUGCUGCUCACCGAGCCCCUGGAAAAGUUUCCGCUGAAACCAGGCAGCCCCCUGCCCAGCCCUGAGGAUCUCCGUGGCAAGAUCCUCAUUAAGAACAAGAAGAACCAGUUUUCAGUCCCAGCAUCCCCCAGUGGGGAGGCUGAGGGCAGCUGCCCACCCAGUGCCCCUGUGGGUGGGGACACAGUGUUGGCUGGUGAGGAAAGGGCUGAGCCAGAGGAGGAGGAGGAGGAGGAGGAGGAGGACGUGGGAGAAGAAGAGGAGGAGGAGUCGGGAAACCUGGAUGAAGAAGAGAUGAAGAAGAUGCAGUCGGAUGAGGGCACAGCGGGCCUGGAGGCGACAGCUUACGAGGAGAUGUCCAGCCUAGUCAACUACAUCCAGCCCACCAAGUUCACCUCCUUUGAGUUCUCUGCCCAGAAGAACCGAAGUUAUGUCAUCUCCUCCUUCACGGAGCUCAAGGCUUAUGACUUGCUCUCCAAGGCCGCAGUGCAGUUUGUGGACUACAACAAGCGCCAGAUGAGCCGCAUUUACCCCAAGGGCACCCGCAUGGACUCCUCCAAUUACAUGCCCCAGAUGUUCUGGAAUGCUGGCUGCCAGAUGGUUGCCCUCAACUUCCAGACAAUGGAUCUGCCCAUGCAGCAGAACAUGGCGCUAUUUGAGUUCAAUGGGCAGAGCGGCUACCUCCUCAAGCAUGAGUUCAUGCGUCGGCCAGACAAGCAGUUCAACCCAUUCUCGGUGGAUGGCAUCGACGUGGUGGUAGCCACCACCCUUUCCAUUAAGGUAAUCUCGGGGCAGUUCCUGUCAGAACGCAGUGUGCGCACCUAUGUGGAAGUGGAGCUGUUUGGCCUUCCUGGGGACCCCAAGAGGCGCUAUCGCACCAAGCUGUCCCCCACUGCCAACUCCAUCAAUCCCGUCUGGAAUGAGGAGCCCUUUGUAUUUGAGAAGAUCUUGAUGCCUGAGCUGGCCUCCCUCAGGGUGGCUGUGAUGGAGGAAGGCAGCAAGUUUCUCGGACACCGCAUCAUCCCCAUCAAUGCCCUGAACACUGGAUACCACCAUCUGUGCCUGCGCAGUGAGAGCAACAUGCCCCUCACCAUGCCUGCGCUCUUCGUCCUCCUGGAGAUGAAAGACUAUGUACCUGACACCUGGGCAGAUCUCACUGUGGCCCUCGCCAAUCCCAUCAAGUUCUUCAAUGCCCAUGAUAAGAAGUCUGUGAAGCUCAAGGAAGCCAUGGGCGGUCUGCCUGAGAAGCCCUUCUCCCCCGGGAGCCCACUUGCCAGCCAGGUGAACGGGGCACCCGCCUCGACCAGCAAUGGGUCAGCAGAGCCGCGCACCGCCAGUCUGGAGGAGCUGCGGGAACUGAAGGGCGUCGCGAAGCUGCAGCGGCGGCACGAAGAACUGCGGGAGCUGAACCGGCCCGCCCCGCGGCGUUGGUAGGAAGGGCCUGCAGUGGGCGCGGUGCAACUUGGCCCGGGGGAGGGAGCCGGCCGGGUCCGUACCCACCCGGAGGGCCCCGAGGGCGCGGACCCGCGCGUGCGGAAGCUGAGGGACCGGCUGGAGCUGGAGCUGCGGCAGCAGCGCGAGGAGCAGUGCGAGUGCGUCCUGAAGCGCAAGGAGCAGCACUUGGCCGAGCACAUCGCCAAGAUGAUGGAGCUGGCCAGAGAGAAACAGGCCGCAGAGCUUAAGACCCUCAAGGAGACCUCAGAGAGCGACACCAAAGAGAUGAAGAAGAAGCUGGAGGCCAAGAGGCUGGAGCGGAUCCAGGCCAUGGUGAAGGUCACCGCUGACAAGAUGGCCCAGGAGCGGUUGAAGAAAGAGAUUAACAACUCCCACAUCCAGGAGGUGGUACAGGUCAUCAACCAGAUGACAGAGAGCCUGGAGAGGCACCAGGAGAAGCUGGAGGAGAAGCAGGCGGCCUGCCUGGAGCAGAUCCGGGAGCUGGAAAAGCAGUUGCAGCAGGAGGUGCUGGCAGAGUACGAGGCCAGGAUGAAGGGCCUGGAGACUGAGGUGAAGGAGUCGGUGAGGACCUGCCUCAGGACCUACUUCCCUGCUGAGGCUGAGGACAAGCCCGAGAGGUCCUGUGAGGCAUCCCGGGAGCUGUGUGAACAGGACUCACUCACAGUCAAUGCAGACACCCAGGAGAGCUGCCUCUGAUACCCCCAGCCAGCUGGGACAUUCUGCAAGGACAUGCCCUCUUCUGUUGGACGGAGCUCCAUCCCCCCCAGGAAGAAAGGCCCCAGCAGCCCCAGUGCUCGGAGGCUGUGGGAAGCUGGGGUUCCCCUGGACUCUGGAGCCGUCUCCUCAACAGCCAGGCUAGAGGAGGAGGCAGGGAUGCCAUCAGGGCAGGGGCUCGUUUGAGGCCCAGAGGUCCUCUCUAAGCUCCCUUCCUGCUCCUCCUUCUCCUUGAAUUAGUGUCAUCUAUUUGUUGAGGGCAAAAGAAUAUGGACUGAGAGGCAGGGAAUGGGGUCCUGGCCUCACCCUGCGUUUCCUAGGGUGCAGCUAGUCGCGCCCACUCUGGAGUCAGUUUCCUCACCUGGAGGGUUAGGCCUGGCCUCCUGGAACCUCCACUCAGCACCUGUAAUUCAAGCAGGACCUGUUCUGCCGUAAGGCUGGCAGCUCACCCAGGCUUCUCGGCCCCAUCGCGGGCGGGCCGGCCCCGCAUUGGCCUCAUUGUCUGCUCCCUGAUUCAGAGCCUGGCACUACCUCCAAGCUCCCUGGGGCUUGCUACCCCUAGGA
Messenger RNA from Myotis lucifugus (little brown bat), 4416 nucleotides. RefSeq names its product phospholipase C beta 2 (gene PLCB2). NCBI's taxonomy places the organism in Eukaryota, Metazoa, Chordata, Mammalia, Chiroptera, Vespertilionidae. The record is from RefSeq and is a predicted model, not a curated record. Gene Ontology annotation, biological process: lipid catabolic process; phosphatidylinositol-mediated signaling. Gene Ontology annotation, molecular function: phosphatidylinositol-4,5-bisphosphate phospholipase C activity; calcium ion binding.